AGAAAAUAUAUGUGCCUCUGAAUACUUUAUGAAUCAUGAGAACCAUAAAUAAAUAACUGAUGCAACAGUAAGACUUCUCGUCCUUCUCUGUAGUGAAACCCAGAGUCAGACUCAUGAGGAAGACACUUACAGACUCUCAAGGGCUUCAGAUCAGCUGUCUGGCCACUGGUUUUUACCCCCGUCACAUUAACCUGACUCUGUUCAGAGAUGGUCAGCCUGUGGAUGAUGAUCAGAUCACAGGAGGAGAGAUUCUGCCCAACGGAGACGGAACUUACCAGAUGAGGAAGAGUUUGGUGAUCAGCGCAGAAGAACUACGUGAAAAACAUAAAUACAACUGCACAAUGAAGCACCUCAAUCUGGACAACAAACUGGACAUUACAUUUGUUUCAGAUGUGGCUGAAUGUGACCCAGGACCCUUCAGUCUGUCUGUAGUUAUCAGUGUGCUGGUGUUACUGUGUGUGGCUGUUCUCAUCAUAACUGCACUCAUCAUCUGGAGGAAGAAGAGACGUGCUGCUGGACGAGUCUCUGAGAUGUCACAGUGUAAAUACUUCCCUACUCCAUCUUCAAGAUGAGGUUGAGAUGAUAUGUGCAAAACUAAACUACAAAAAAAACGACUUUCUCAAUGAUAUUUGAUUAAAAUGACAAAGCACAAUCUGCACAGACCCCUAUGACCAGCUUUGUCUCCACACCAGCACUAAGAAUCCAAUCAUGAAGCAGAAGGAACUGGAUUAAAUAUUUUGAAUGCUACCAAUAUCCACAAUCUGACUUCUGACUUGUGAUGCAGCCUGAAUCAUAAUCAUAUAAUGUUUGUUCGUUAGCCAGAGGAGAACUGGCCCCGCGACUGAGGCUGGCUUCUCCCAAGGUUUUUUUCUCCAUUUCUGUCACCUGAAGG
This is a messenger RNA of Ctenopharyngodon idella (grass carp), 892 nucleotides long. RefSeq names its product hereditary hemochromatosis protein homolog. NCBI's taxonomy places the organism in Eukaryota, Metazoa, Chordata, Actinopteri, Cypriniformes, Xenocyprididae. Gene Ontology annotation, cellular component: external side of plasma membrane. Gene Ontology annotation, biological process: immune response. The coding region runs from base 114 to 572 and encodes 152 amino acids. The transcript is spliced from 4 exons. The record is from RefSeq and is a predicted model, not a curated record.